AUGGUGAAAGGCGAUGGCGGUGGCGGUAAAAGGCGACGGCAACAGUUGCGGCAAAUGGUGGUGGUAGCAAUAGUGAAAGGCGGUGGCGGUGGCGGUGGCGUUGGAGAAUCUCAAUCCAUAAAUCAAAUCAACCAAACAGACCUACAGAUGGCCAUGUCUAGCAUGAGAGGAAGCUCAUACCACGGAUUUGUCAUACUCCUCAAGAUGCUGCUAACUGACACCCCCAACUCUCUACCAACCAGAUAUAUAACUUUCUUGAUGCCAAAUGAUGAGCAACUAUCUGAAGUUUCACUCACCGCUGAUCAUCUCCAAGAUUUCAUCCUCAGUCACUCUAUCCCAACAGCUCUACUGCUCAACAAUCUGCUACAUUUUCCUACGGGAACGCUAGUGCCUUCAGGCCUCCCAAACAAGAUGCUCAGUGUAAUCAACAAUGGAAGAUUUGGCAUAUUUCUGAACAAUGCAAGAAUUGUCAUUCCAAAUGUUUGCAGAAGCUCUAUAAUAAGGUGCCAUGGGAUCAGCACCACUUUGGAAUUUGACAACCACACUGCCUCUGCUGUUGCAACUCCAUCCAGCAAUUUUCGCAUGCCAGAGUUGAUGGAUUCCCGUAACAAACUUAACAAAACAAAGUCUUCACUGUCCAUCAAUCCGAAGAGGGGCCCCCCAUCCACCGAGCCUUGA
This is a messenger RNA of Cornus florida, 678 nucleotides long. RefSeq lists its product as uncharacterized. The transcript is spliced from 2 exons. The record is from RefSeq and is a predicted model, not a curated record. NCBI's taxonomy places the organism in Eukaryota, Viridiplantae, Streptophyta, Magnoliopsida, Cornales, Cornaceae. Bases 1 to 678 code for a protein of 225 amino acids.